Molecule: messenger RNA, 2353 nt
Organism: Oncorhynchus kisutch (coho salmon)
Lineage: Eukaryota; Metazoa; Chordata; Actinopteri; Salmoniformes; Salmonidae
Product: galectin-8-like
Exons: 8
Coding region: 191-1090 (299 amino acids)
Cellular component (GO): cytoplasm
Molecular function (GO): carbohydrate binding
Source: RefSeq, a predicted model, not a curated record
ACAGCACAUAGCCUGGAUCACAUGGUUGCGCAUAGUGCGUGUGUGACGUAGUAGGACAUUGGAGAGAAAAUGCCUACUGCCUUCUGAAUAUAGCAGAAAAUAAAAACAUCGACCCAAUUCGUUCUACAUUCUUUGCAAUCAUUUAGCGGUAUAGGUAACCGCUGUAUGGUAGUGUUGCAUAACGUGCCCAAUGGCUGUGGCAAACGCGAAACAAACGGUCCUAAAUCCGGUGAUUCCGUUCACUGGAGCCAUACCUGGGGGCCUACACCCUGGGGAGAUAGUCAUUAUCCAGGGCACUGUUCACAAUGAUGCUGACAGGUUCCAGAUGGACCUGUCCUGUGGCAGCAGUACUAAACCUCGUGCGGACAUCGCCUUCCACUUCAACCCCCGUUUUAAGGGCUCCCCGUGCGUGGUGUGUAACUCCCUGGUGCAGGAGAGUUGGGGCAGGGAAGAGACCCUUCAGCAGCUGCCCUACAGACAGGGAGUAGCUUUCGAGACGAUCAUCCUGGUCCAUGAUGAGGUCUUUAAGGUGGCAGUAAAUGGUUCUCAUUUGUUAGAAUACAAGCACAGAAUCCCACUGGACAGGAUUGACACACUUUCUAUAAGUGGGAAAGUUAAGGUGCACGCCCUUGGUUUCAUACCAAACUCAGCAAUAUAUUCAAUAUCAGGCGAAUCUGGUGACCUGAGUCUCCCUUACAAAGGCAGUCUACUGAAAGGGGUGAGUCCAGGACAGCACAUCACAAUCAAGGGACAGGUCAGCAUGUACCCACACAGCUUCACCGUGAACCUCCGCAACAGCAGCAGUGAGAACAUCGCUCUGCACCUGAACCCCCGGAUGAAGUCGGCCAUGGUCAUCAGGAACUCCUACCUGAGUGAGUCCUGGGGACCAGAGGAGAGGGAGCUUCCUCUCUUCCCAUUCUCACCUGGGGAGUACUUUGAGAUGCUUAUCCUCUGCCAGCCCCACCAGUUCAAGCUGGCGGUGAACGGCUCUCACCUGCUGGACUACAGGCAUCGGGUGCAGGACCUGAGCACCAUCAACCAGCUGGAGAUCAUGGGAGACCUGGAGCUGAUGGAUGUCAAGCUGUGGUGACCCAGGACAUAGACGCUAAGCCCCAUUUUGGACAACAGACCAGGUUACACCCCCCACCACCAAUGAAUAUUAAUGUAUUUAUUUUAGACACUUAUUGAUGCCGUAAAUCAAUGGUGCUACCUAUCAGUGAUUUAAAAUGGUUUGACCGUCCAGAUAUGUUUACACUUGAUUGAUUUUCAGAUACAAAGGGUGUCUGACUACCUCCGGAGGUGGUCAGGAAGAUCGGAUCACAAUGCGUCUUUUAAUUGGCUACACCUGUCAAAAUCUGGACCAAAAUCAGGACAAAAGACACGUUAGCACUAGGUAUUAAGAGGGCUAUAAAUUAACUUACUGGUGGAAGGCCGCUAAAUUUAAAUUUACAUCUACAGGGACCGUGAUUUGGGAGGGGUUAACUAAAGCAUUUCUUGGAGCUGAAAUACUAAUAUCACUAACAUAUUCCAUAAACAUUCCCAGUCACCCAUCUCAGGUGUUGAAACAAAGGAUAGGGUGGUUACAGGUGAUGCUUAGCAACCCUCGGAAUAUGAAAACACUGACCAUAUUUAACGUUCCUGUACCUGAGGGAACAUGUGUGACUAUUUAUGACCCAUAGGCUUCGUUUAGAAAAGGCAGCCCAAUUCUGACCUUUUUCCAUGAAUUGGUCUUUUGACCAAUCUGAUGUGAUUGUUCAAAAGACCAAUUAGUGAAACAAAUAUCACAAUUGGGCUGCCUGUCAAAACGUAGCCUCGAGUAAUAUGUGCUUCAAUAUUCAUCCAAUAGAUACCUUAGAAAGGCAAUGUGGCCUAAAAGGCUGCAUUACAAGGUCAAAUACUCUAUCACAGAAAUGCCAAAUCAGUUCACCCACCAUAUGAUCUAGUCUAGUGUACUUCAGUCAAAGCACACUACAGGGUCAAACCAAAUACACUGGUUGAUGAGGAUUCCAAGGGAAAUAAUGUGUGUUAAUCAAUCCGUUUUAUGACUGUAUGGCCAUUUUCCUUUCUUGCUUGGCCAGUCACUCAACCAACCAUUUGAGCUGGUCAUUUCUGCCACCUCUAUACAAAUGCUCUUUCAGACAUGCAUUUCACCCACUUUGUUUUUAACAGUAAUGUCUUACUGUUACACUGCUGAGAUGUCAUCUCACUCCAGUGGUGCACCAAGUGUGACUGGUUAUAUCUGCAAAGCAAGAGACCUUGUAGAUGCCUGCUGUACAUAAUAUAAAGAAUCUACUGUAUGUAAUGUAUUAUAAAUAGUUCCAAGUGCUUUUAAAUAAAUGUAUGAUGAUUGGAA